Molecule: messenger RNA, 7940 nt
Organism: Passer montanus (Eurasian tree sparrow)
Lineage: Eukaryota; Metazoa; Chordata; Aves; Passeriformes; Passeridae
Gene: ATMIN
Product: ATM interactor
Exons: 4
Coding region: 20-2389 (789 amino acids)
Biological process (GO): regulation of transcription by RNA polymerase II
Cellular component (GO): nucleus
Molecular function (GO): DNA-binding transcription factor activity, RNA polymerase II-specific; transcription cis-regulatory region binding
Source: RefSeq, a predicted model, not a curated record
CCGAGCAGCUGACAGCAACAUGGCGGCGGCGGCCGGGCGGCGUGGCGGGGGCUUGGGGCGGCCCCCCGCGCCCGUGAGGGACGUGCCGCCCGCCGGGGAGCUGGUGCGGCCCUCGGUGACAGAGCUGUCCCAAGUGCGGACCAACAUCCUGUGCACCGUGCCCGGCUGCGGGAAGGUGCUGCCCAACAGCCCGGCCCUCAACAUGCACCUCAGCAAGGCGCACCCGCUCCAGGAUGGAAAACUUAAUGCACCAAUAAGGAAGGGUUUGAAAACUUCACAGAAAUUCUACUGCUGUCCUAUUGAAGGCUGCCCUAGAGGACCAAACAGACCAUUUUCCCAAUUUUCUCUUGUAAAACAGCACUUUAUGAAAAUGCAUGCUGAAAAGAAGCACAAAUGUGAUAAAUGUAGUAACUCCUAUGGCACAGAAUGGUAUUUGAAACGGCAUAUAGAGGUCUGUGGCAAGACUUUCCAGUGUACUUGUGGGUGCCCUUAUGCCAGCAGAACAGCAUUGCUGUCUCACAUUUACAGAACUGGCCAUGAAAUUCCUGCAGAACACAGGGAUCCUCCUAGUAAGAAAAGGAAAAUGGAGUCCUCCGUUCAUAAUCAGCAGUUGGCAGAGAAAGCAAACGAAGCAUUCAGCAAUACACACAGUACUGCUCCUGGCACUCAGGAACUGGAGUCCUCUGAAGUGAAAGUAGCAGCCUCUCUUGAAGGCUCCUGCAGUUCUAACUUCACGAACCAAAUGCAGCCAAAAUGUGCACCAAAGAUGCUUUUACCCAAGCCCAAGGUGGCUUUGGUUAAACUUCCAGUGAUGCAGGUUGCUCACUUGCCUGUGUAUGUAUCUGCAACAGACUCUUCUGUCAAACCUGCUGUAGUGGCUGUUGAUAAUCGAGGUUCAGUUGUAAGUACUGUUCAUUUAUUGCCUCAGUCUAUAGGAAUCCUGAUUCCAGCCCUGGAGGCAGAAACACUUGUAUUUAAAGACAGUAUGCCUGUUUCAAAAGUGACAACUUCUGGUGGUCGCGAGCCAGUAAGUACUGGUGUACAAGUUGAUUUGGACAAGGUUACAUCAAAUAACCCAGGGCAAGAGCUGGGGAAUGUUUGUCACAAGAACAAAAUUUCUUCAAUAAAUAUACAGACUGACUUAUCUUAUAUCUCACAGAGCUUUGUACCAGCUGCAGCCUGGACUCCCAAUUCUUCUGUGUCCUCUUGUUCUCAGACAGAUCUGUCAUUCAGUUCCCAGGUUUCAUUGCCCAUCAGUGUACAGACACAGACACUGCUGCCUGCUUCCAAGCUGACUUCAUCCAUAGCUGCUCAGACUGAUGCUUUCAGUCAGGGCUGUUUUCCAACGUGUGGCAUUUCCAGAGAGACUCAAACCAGCAGGACACAGGACUGUAUUGAUGGAAGAGUACAGAUGGACCAGGCUGUAAUGUGCAGUGACAUUUUUGACAAUGUUCCUUCAUCAUAUAAUGUUUCUACUCACAUUGAACUUCCAGAAAACAAUUUAAUGCCUGCAAACAUAGAUCAGACCUUGCUGCAAAGAAGUAGUUGCAAGAGCCUGAAUCAGGAUACGGUUAAGUCUGAAUCCCUUAUCAGCUUCAAUACGCAGACUAAUAUACUUCCACCUCAAAACACAACAGAUAAUCAAACCCAGACAAUGGACCUGCUAAGUGAUCUGGAAAACAUUUUUUCAGGAAACAUGUCUGGCCAGACACUGGAUAAUCGUGGCCUUUUGUCUGAGACAAGUUCUAAUGCUGACACACAUCUUCCUUCUGCUCCAUCACAGAGCACAGGGAUAGACUUCGACAUUGAAGAGUUCUUUUCAGCAUCCAACAUCCAAACUCAGACUGAAGAAAGUGAGCUUGGUACCCUGAACUCUGAGCCAGUUUUGGAGUCACUGGACAUUGAAACUCAGACUGAUUUCUUAUUUUCAGAUAGUGCCACUCAAUCAUAUAACUGCCGAGGCAGUUCUAACUUCUUAGGUUUGGAGAUGUUUGAUACACAGACACAGACAGACUUGAAUUUCUUUUUGGACAGUACUACCCAUCUGCCUUUAGGAAGUAUUCUGAAACAGUCCAGUUUCUCAAUGAGCACUGACUCAUCUGAUACAGAAACCCAGACAGAAGUGUAUAUGGCUACUAAAAAUACACCUGCUCAGAAUAUUGAAAGCAAAGUCCAGCUCAGUAGUGCUGAGACCCAGACUAUGGAUAGCUGCUUUGAGAAUCUGGGGAGUUUAUUCCUUACCAGCAACGAAACACAGACAGCAAUGGAUGACUUCCUUCUGGCUGACUUAGCCUGGAAUACAAUGGAGUCCCAGUUCAGUUCAGUAGAAACACAGACCUGUGAAGAGCUGUGCUCCUUGUUCCAGAGCUCUGACAAGCCCAGCCACUGAGUGCUAAUAUAACUGUUUCUUGUGGUUUGAAUUUAAUUUAUUGGGGUGGGAGAGAUGGCUUUACCAAUUGAUCCACUUUGCAUUAUUGAAUGUACUUGUCACAAGCAGUUGACCUAAGAGACUUUUCAUGCUGAAGGUACUCUAUUGAAUAUGUAACUUUACAUAAACUAUGUGUGUAUAAAUAGAGGGGAAAGGGGGGGCUGUAACAUGUUAAUGUACAUUUUGAACCUUAAAAAAUUAUGUGGUGCCUAUGUUUUUUCCUCAGACUUCUUUAUGAAGCUGUUACUGCUUUCAUCUAAGUGGAAGAACUUAUAAAGUUGUUCUCUGUAUCUCUCUCUCUAUUCCUGGCUUACAUGCAGGGUUCCAAUGUGCUGGACCAAAACCCUGACCUGUUCAGUUGAGAUGCUUCCCUGAACUUACGGGGGAGGAUUCUAUUAGUGUAAGCUACUUCUGUUUACUUUUUUUAGUAGCUUGUAUUUUAAAUCCAGCAUGAACAUAAUCAGCCGUAUCGUCUUCUUUUACUUUAUGCCUUCACAGCUCUUUCUCCUGCAUAAGCUGACAUUUUCCAAAUACCUGUCCAACACACUAGACACCUAGAGAUUCAUGAAUUGUUGAAAAUAUUUAUUAUUUUAAAAGUGUGUAGAAAGCAGUAUUUUUUUUCCCUGAGUGGCACUGAUGCUCUUUGAAGGGUAGGAAAAGAACAUGGAAUUCAUAAUUGUAGGGAAAAUUAGUAUGUUGUCCUUUUAGCUAGCAUAAUAAAUGGGACUAACAUUUUUAGAGUUUUCAGAAGGGAUUUGCUUAAAUUAUUUCUGUCUUGAAGAUGCAAAUGUUACAAUGUGUGUGCCUCAGAGACUGGAAUCAUUUGGUUUUGCUGAAAUUCUCCUAGCUUUAUUGAGAUACGAGUUGAGAAAUGUUACAGUGGUUUACUACCUUAAGAGAAAUCUUUAAAAAUGGACAAUUAAAUUCCUUAAAACACUCACCUUGACUUCUGGUUUUGGACUUCCUGCUUCCAAAAACAGUUGGAAUCCAUACAGCAGAACUGGGAGAUGAGCUCACAGAAGCCCUUCCAGAACAGCUCUAUCUUGCUUUUGCACUUUGAUCUUCAGCCCUCAGUUCCUGCAGCUUUCACAGUUUCCCUGAGUAUAGUCAAACUCACACAAACUGAUUUUUCAGAGAAAAAGCAUAUGACCUGUUGGCACCUUUUUUUUAAUGUUUAGGUUGCCCCUCAUGCCACUGUUUGCAGUAUUUUUCAUUUACAUUAAGCCAGUUGUGAAUGUAUGUUGGAAUUUGGCCUUAAGUAAUUUUUAUCUCUUGCUAUAAUAUCUGUGAAAUGUAGGCCUCUGGUUUUGUACUGGACAGGUUUUAGUUUCUGUAACCUUAAAGGAAAACUCUGUGUGUCAAAUUCCUGGGUCUGUAACAGACUUUACUCCUCCGUUGUUAGAGGAGGGGUAUUGGCUGCAUAUUUACUGUGCAGCCCAGCAGCAAAUGUAUGUCCAAGCCUUAGGUUUUGAGGACUCCCUAUGCUUUGUGCUGCAUAUUCUCAGUUCAAGGAUGUGGGAGUUAAGUUACUCAUUCAUUGCAGCCAGCUUGUUUUUGUUGCAGAUGAGCAAUACCUUUCUUUUAUCCUUUUUUUUUUCUUUUGUCUUUUCCUAAUAUUUAUAUUGCUGUGGUGAGUGUCUUUACUGAAAUAAUCUCUUCAGAUUAAUCCUGAAACUCACAUUUUCCUCCUGAGACCCCAUCUAUGUUGCCUGUUUGAUUUUUCAACAUUUCUAGGUAUGAUUUCAGACACUUCCAGUCUGGCUGAAGAAACUGCAGAAUGGAAUUUUGCAGUUCCUCAGGAGAAAGUCACUCUGCUGUGGGGAAUGUCCCCAGGUUUCACAAUGUCUGUUGAGUUCUCAUCUGAAGGGUGGGAUAUAUUUAAAAAAGGAAGGCCUCCCUUGUAAUUUUGUUUCUUGUGAAGAUGACUGACUCAUAUUUACUUGCCUACUUUGAAAUUGAGAGAUAAGAUAAAGAACGAAGUUGGGUUAAUUUAUUCUAUUGCAAUAUCUUUCUAGUAAUGUUGCAACUUCACAUUUUAAAGUGUUUUUCUUCCUCUGGCUGGAAUACCAGAGAAUGCUUCUUCAUACACUGAUUUCUGUGUUUCCCAUGUGCAAGUUGUCUGCACUGACGUGAAAGAGAGACAGUCACUGUAAACCUGGUUUGGGAAAAGGGUAUUUUCCACAGCUGUAGAAGAUGUUUGUUACCUCUGAAUUUAGAAAGUCAGCCUUUACUCUGCAAGAGAAGCAAUCUUGGGUGUUGAGGAGCAGAAUUACUGAAGGGUUUGAAUUGUAGCCAUCUGAGAGACCAACAAGGUUUAAAGUACUUUGAAACUGAUUUAGAAAUUAGAGUGAUAAUUGCCAUGUUAUUGUGUAAGCCAAAGCUCUUAGCAUCAGGGACUGUCAGGAAAAGACCCAAAAGUUGUAUGGAUGAAAUCUUAUAAUGUAAUCAUUACCCAGUUAUUGUACUUUUUAAUUAAAAGUCUUUCUGAGCUUUGUGUAUUUUAUUAGAACAUGCAAAUCACAAUCCUUUCACUCAUUCUAUUUAAAACAGUUUGGACUUUAAUUAGGUGAACACGGUACUACAACAUGAAGUCAUUUAUUGAAAGUGCAGUAUUAAGAAAUUAUUAAAUGUCUGCACUGUCUUAGGAAAGACGAAAUUCUGACCAAAAUUAACUUUUUUCUUCACUAUAUUGGUUCUCUAUAAAUUAUUCAUUUAAAAAACAGGUUUGGAUCAUGCAUGUCUGGCAUAUGUCACUCAGUUUGGAUUUAUGAAGUACUUUUGUGACAAUGUGAAGACUGCAGCCAGACUUCAUAGUUUGGUGAAUCCCACAGAAAACUUCAUGAAACCUGAUUUGAAACACUAUUGCUGAACAUUAUGAAUUCUUCACAUUUAAACAAAAAGGCUCUCUUGAAAAGAGAGCCUCUUGCAAAAGGCUGAUUUUCUAUUUUUACCUUUGUUAUAAAAUAAACUUCAGGCACAACCAUUUCUGGGUGGAACUAAAAUGAUACUUAUCUCCCUUUUUCUGCAGUUUGUCUCUGAUUUGAUUUUCAAGGCACUGUAUUGUAAGUAUUGGUCAGCAGUGACUUACUAUCUCACUCUUUUUUGUAUCCUCUAUUGCCAUUAGAGCUGCUAUACAGAAAGUAACAUCAGAGUCUCUGUAGCCUCUUAGCAGAAUCUUUUAUCUGGAAGUGAUACUAAUGUUAUGUGUACUUACCCUUUGUGUUUCCUGCUUAAUUCUGUUAAGCUGUGAUUGCUGGAUCUUGAUCCUGACGCCUGUGUAACACUAUUAUAAAAUUGAAUUAGUACUUUUGUAGUUUAAUUUGUGCUUUUCUUUAAUGUAUAGAGUCAAACAAAGAAAACAGCAGAUUUGAGACUUGCAUUCUGUGAGAACAUAAGCAUAAACAAGCUGAAAAAUGAAAGGUCUGUCUUGUUACCUUCCAUAUUUGUUUGUCAGAAUGCUGAAAGUUUGUUUGGCUGUAGAUGUUUCCUCUUCUUACAGCUUUAUUUGUGUCUAUUUCUGCUAAUACACCUGUAAAUACUUUUUGCUAUGGAUAGGGAGGGAGUCCUCCCCAAAACUUUGUGUUUGCCUAGAAAAACUGGUAGUUUUAAGUCAGAGUUUGCUAAUGCUACAUAUUCUUAGUUAUGUGAAGCUGCUUGAGUUUAGAAAAUUCUCAGUUCCAAAGGAUAUGAAAGCAUUAAAAGAUGUAUAUAUACUUGCAGCUGUAAAUUAAACAGCUGCAAAAGAAACCUUGUGAAACCUCGUUAAGUUUUGAACAACUUGUUCGAUGUCUGUAACUUAAUGUAUGUAACCAACUCCUUAGAGAUUUUUAUUUCAAGGCACAAUACACAGUUGGGUUUUUUUCUGUUAGAAACAAGAGGCUGAAUUUCCUUGUUAGUCAUAUGGACCCCAUUUGUGUAGGGGCAAGAGAACAAAGAACGAUGUCUGCCUUCCACUGUUCUGAGUCCUUAUGCUGCUAAGAUGUGAAUUGAUUUUUUUUUUUGUGAGGCUGGGUAGAAAUGUAAGAGUUGGCAGGACUGGGGGCUUAGGGGGCUAGAGGGGGUUUAAUAGCCUUUUAAAUGUAAGGAAAUUUAAUAGAACUGAUACUGAAUCAUCAUAGGGUGCUCAACUUGCAAAAGAACAUGUUCCUGAAAUGGCAACUCGGAGGUGAACUAAAUGUGCUUGCCUUCAUCAUUAAGGUUGUACAGCUUCCUUUGCUUUAAUAUAUUUCUGACGUGUGCUGAUUUUUUAAACAUGAUCUUAAUGUACCAUUUGCUGUUCCAAAUACAUUCACACCAAACUGUUGAUACCAUUCUGAGCCUUGCAAGCUUUUUCAUUCCUGUUUGGUUUAAAGUGCUGCUAUGCUUGUGUCCUGGUAGGAUGGGCCUCCAGUAACCAGGCUGCCAUUGACAACAGGAGCACUGUGAGGAUACGGCUGUUUAAUGGUAGCAAACAAGUGUGUGGUGCAAUCGUGCAUCUUCUGUUUCUUUUGUUGUUGUUUUUAUAAGAGUUGAUGUGAAUUUAAAUAUGUGCAAGAAGGACUUGCUGCUUAGAACAGGACUGAAUUCUCUUGUUUCAAGUGCCAUUGCUGUGCAAUGAACAGAACUCCGCGUUCAGCCCCGUGGUCAGGGUGAGGGAAUGUUUGUGUUUGUGUGUCUGACUCUUCACUGAAAACGUAACCAGACAGCCUGAAAUGGUGGAAACGCCUCAAGGACCUGCUGAGUUAAAUAACAGAAGUCUCUUUACUUGUGACCGUUUUUCAUAUGCUGGCUUUACAGUACCUGCAACAGCUAUAGAAUAUAGCUAUGGGAUAUAACAGAUGACUUGGGGUGGUGCCAGCUCUACAUUUCACAACAUCCAGUGCUUUACAUGCUUCAAGCACCUGCAUGCAGAGCUAGAUUGACAGUACCUCUAUCUACAGACAUUGCAAGUGCAUCUGUGAUAAAGCUAGGUAUGAAAUAUGGCCAUAUCUUUACAGCUUAAAGACUUCAACACCUGAUUACAAUCUCAUUUAAGUUUGUAAUUAUCAGAAAUGAAUGAGUAAUAGAUCUUAUGGGUGAGUCUUUCCCAAAGCGUGUGUGAGUUAAUCUCAGCAAGGCUGAGAAAUGUCCUUAAAAUAUUUUUCUUUUCAUUACUGGUUGUUUUGGGUUUUUUUUAUUUAGUGGACAAAUCUAUUUUUCAAAGUAUGUUCAUGUUUGGUUCUUGCUGUUUAAGCCAGUAAACUUGCAGUGACCAGAUAAAAUCAAGCAUUCAUUUCUUAAACCUAUUUACAAGUGACAAGCCCAAAGAAGGAAUGUUGUCCUAGUAACUGUGAAACUUGUAAUUACAUUAUUGCAUGCAGAGAAAACCUUGUGCCAAAAUACUGUUUCAUAUUUCCCUCUGUUGGAACUGAAGUGUUACACAAAGCUACUACUACUAAGUUAUUCACAAGUAUUGAAAUGUUUUGUUCACAAAUGAAGCACUUAUUGGGUCCUGUAAAUUAUACAUAUUUUGGAAUAAAGUUAACUUCAAUCA